AUGGCCCUCGUCUUCAUCUCGGAUAGGCAUUCCGAGGAACCGCAUCCUUGGCAUCCUCCUCUUGCUUCGGCGCCCAUCCCACCGAGAGAUAUCGGCAUCGACAUCGACAUCGAUAUGGCCGUGUCAGACGUCGAAAAGGCGGCUGGCGACGAGCAGGUCGACAGGCCGGACUAUGAGACUCCCGUCCCUUCUCGCUCACAGUCUCUCAUCUCCAGCUCUACUUCCUCCGGCCACAGUACCGCCCUCGCACCCAUAGCCACCCACCAGGAUCAUGGCCACGGCAGCGGUAACGGAUAUGAUAUCUCGGGUUGCAUGUCUCGCGCGACCACGAGGGACCUCGAGCGGCAUCCGACUCUGCUCAGUCGCAUGGCCACGCAGAGGAGUCAGCAUAACGAGACCGUCGGAUCAACUAGGUCGCGGCCCUUGGAUAGGCCGUUGCCCGAGUUUGGGGCCGGUAAGCCGUAUCCUCCUCCCUUGCCGGAGAAGGAGGAGUAUGUUGUCGAGUUCGAUGGGCCAGAUGACCCUUUGCAUCCUCAGAAUUGGUCGUUGAAGAGGAAGAUAUUCACUGCUCUGAUACUGGCGUGGACGACAAUCAUCUCAUCUUUUACAAGCAGUAUCUUCUCCACCGCUACACUCGAGGUCUCUCGCAUCUUUGGCGUCUCUCCCGAAGUAGGCGUCCUCGGUCUCUCUCUAUACGUCCUGGGCUACGCCACAGGCCCGAUCAUCUGGGCUCCCCUCUCUGAGCUCCGCGGUCGUCGGUUUCCCAUUAUCCUGGGGAGUGUCGGCUUCACCAUUUUCCAAUUCGGCCUCGCUACAGCCAAGGACCUCCAGACCGUCAUGCUCUGUCGGUUCUUCGGUGGCUUCUUUGGCGCAUGUCCCGUUGCUGUAGUCGCGGCCGUAUUUUCAGACAUGUUCGAUAACCGUCUCCGAGGUCUGGCCAUCACCCCGUUCUCCAUGACGGUCUUCACCGGACCCCUCCUUGCGCCCUUCAUCGGCGGAUUCAUCCUCGAGUCAUCCCUUGGAUGGCGCUGGACAGCCUACCUCCCUGGAAUCUUAGGCGCCAGUGCCCUGCUCCUCAACGUCUUCUUCCUAGCAGAGACAUACCCUCCAGUUGUCCUCAUCGAUAAGGCGGCGGAGCUCCGCCGUCUGACUAAAAACUGGGGGAUCCAUGCCAAACAGGAGGAAAUUGAAGUCGAGUUCGGCGAGUUGAUCGAAAAGAAUUUCUCACGUCCUCUGAAGAUCCUAUUCACUGAACCGAUCGUCUUGCUUCUCAGCAUAUACCUAGCCUUUAUCUAUGGAUUACUUUACCUCUUUUUGACGGCUUAUCCGAUUGUCUUUCAGCAGAUACACGGUUUCGGUAAGGGUGUUGGUGGACUGCCGUAUUUCGGAAUGAUUAUCGGUCAACUUAUUGGCGGGGCAACUAUCAUCUUCUCACAGCCAUGGUAUAUUCGCAAACUUGAAGCGAACGAUGGUGUAACUGUGCCAGAAUGGCGAUUACCACACGUCAUAGUCGGUGGCGUGUCGUUCACCAUUGGUCUCUUCUGGUUCGGCUGGACGGGGUAUACAGCCAACAUCCACUGGAUUGUGCCCACUCUCUCCGGCCUCUUUACCGGUUUCGGGCUGCUGGUCAUCUUCCUGCAGUCUCUCAACUAUAUAAUCGACGCCUACCUUCUUUUUGCUGCAUCUGCCAUUGCAGCAAACACCCUCCUCCGCUCUCUUGCUGGAGCAGUCUUCCCUCUCUUUGCUUCCUACAUGUUUAAAGGGCUGGGCAUCAACUGGGCCGGGACAUUAUUAGGCUGCUUCUCUGCCCUCCUCUGCCCCAUCCCAGUGAUCUUCUACUUUUACGGCCACCGCAUCCGUGCCAAGAGUAAGUUUGGCCCCAAGUUUACGGUCGAGCAGGAGAUGGAGCGGGAUAUGUAG
Molecule: messenger RNA, 1920 nt
Organism: Arthroderma uncinatum
Lineage: Eukaryota; Fungi; Ascomycota; Eurotiomycetes; Onygenales; Arthrodermataceae
Product: MFS multidrug transporter
Exons: 5
Coding region: 1-1920 (639 amino acids)
Biological process (GO): transmembrane transport
Molecular function (GO): transmembrane transporter activity
Source: RefSeq, a predicted model, not a curated record